This is a messenger RNA of Paramuricea clavata, 1691 nucleotides long. The record is from the annotation of a GenBank genome assembly. Lineage: Eukaryota; Metazoa; Cnidaria; Anthozoa; Malacalcyonacea; Plexauridae.
UAUAUAUAUGCCCAUUUUUGUUAAACCUGUCGAUUAUAUCUGAAGCUAUUGUAGUAUCAAUUCUUCUAAUUGUAUCCAUCCCUAUUGUAUGACCUGCUGCAUGAAAUAAAUCAACAAGCUUUUCUGACCUAGUUGCCUGGUGUAAUGUAAGCCCUAGACCAAUAUGCCUUGGGGUCAACACUCUCUUUCUAGAGGCUAAGUAAAAUAUAUCCUGAGCAAUGCUAGUGAUAUGGUCAUCUAAUUUAGAUGAUCUUUCUUCUAAUAUAUCUGUUCCCCCGAAAAGAACUGAAAGAAAAGUAUAUAAGCUUUGGGGAAUAACUUUAGCAACAUGUUCCUUAUCUAGCUCACACCAUGCAGCACUAUGACCUGGUGUAUUUUCCAAAUCAUUCCUGAUGAUCAUAGCUGUAUGGACUAAUUCUAGCAGGGCAUUGUCUUGGAAGGGAACAAGGUGAUCAUUACCAAGAUUGUCUUCAUUACCAAGAUUGUCUUCAUCAUCAUUACUCACAUAUUCUAGGUGUUGUGCUACAGCAAAAUCAGUCUUAUUGUUGGGGGUAAACAAGGAGGUGAGCCUUAGGAUCUAUGGGUCUAAUAAAACCAGCCUUUUCACCAAUUAAAUUUUGGAUGUCAUUAUAAAAUGAUUGCCUCCUUGUUAUGUAUUUCUGGGGGAUUUGCAUGUUUAGAUUAGAACACAAUUUCUUAUAGUGAACCCAGAUAUUUCCCAUAUCAUACACAUGACCAGAGUUUAACCCUGUUAGAAUAGCAGAACAAAGUAUAUCAAGGGAUUGGUCACUAUUCCUAGGAUCCACGGUUUUCAAAAUAGAUAUAGUAAUUGUUCUCUGGAAUUUAACCCAGCACUGUACAUGAUAUUCCCCUCUGCAGCCACUAGGUCACAUACAUUUGCUAGUCUCACACGCAUAACAACAUCUUGUUUUGCCAUUCAUAAAAUUUUAUCUGACAGUGUCAUCGUCAUAACAUUUCUGAGGUUUUUGCCUUCACUUGUUUGACAAAACAUACAUAUUUCCCAUUUUAUGUUAUGCUCAUGUCUGCUGCGUGUGGAGGCCUUAUGUGCAACAGUAUUACUAGUUGAAGCUUCAUGGACUGUUUUUAUGCCCUCUUGUUUCUUCUCAAGCCUAUUUAGCAUGCCUAUAUGGGUGAACUUGCUAUAACAAGAACGAUGCCAUUUUAAAUCAUCUAAAUUUAUAUUUUCACCGGUUCCAAUGGUAGCAAGUAUCCUUUCAAUAACACCAAGGGAACUUGUAUCAUUCAGAGAUUUUCUUUUUAGGGCAACCUCAACAACCUUGCUUUUCCCUUCCUCUGUUGCACUACUCAAGCCACUGCCUGCUGCAGUCUCACUGCCCUCGCAAAAGAAACACUUGGAAAUCUCUGAAUCUCUCUUAACCUUUUUAAGGACAGUUAUUGGAUCUAUUUUCGGAUAAAAAGGUCGUUUUGAGCUAGACUCAUAACUCAUUUUUGCUGCAUAAAAAAAUAUAUCCGAAGGAAAACUUCUAUUGGCGACCUGAUUAGAAGAUUGCUUAAUGUUGUUGGAAAGAACACAUAAACUACUUGGAGCGACAACUGUAAAUGUUAUCAAAGUGAAAGCGGAAAGAUUCAUAAGCAAAUAGUACCAUAAAAAACUAUGAAUAUUGAAGUGAUUUUUAAUGAACUACAUUAUUAAAAUAAGUAGAAAAAAC